UGCGGCGGCUGAAAGUAAACAAGCCGUAUUAAAAUAUAAAGCAAUUCAAAUAUCAAUUUAUAAGGAUUUACAGCAUCACUUUGAUUUUUGGUAUCCACUUCCAGAAUUUGUUCCUUUUAAAAAACGUGUUAAAAGUUUUAAAAAUGUCAUUCAUCAAGAUAAAUAUAUAUCAGAAUUUUGUUAA
Funneliformis mosseae is the source of this 184-nucleotide messenger RNA. The record is from the annotation of a GenBank genome assembly. NCBI's taxonomy places the organism in Eukaryota, Fungi, Glomeromycota, Glomeromycetes, Glomerales, Glomeraceae.